GAACACGAGUCAGGGACUCGCACCAAUUAAAGUCAAAGAAACACACGCGCACACACAAACUCACUUCAUCUGUUUCUUCUUCUUCUUCUUCUAAGAAAUUCAGAAGCGCUGAACUAUAAUAGAUAUAGAACUAAAAGCUUAAAACUACAUAACGAGUUUCAUUUCAGAAAAAAAAAAUGGAAAAAAUAGAGCACACAACGGUUCACACAAACGGAAUAAAAAUGCACGUGGCAUCAAUCGGUUCAGGUCCAGUAAUCCUCUUCCUCCACGGCUUCCCUGAGCUUUGGUAUUCAUGGCGCCACCAGCUUCUUUCCUUAUCCUCUCUCGGUUAUCGCGCCAUCGCACCUGACCUUCGUGGUUAUGGUGACACCGAUGCACCUUCUUCUGCGUCUUCUUACACCCCCCUCCAUAUCGUCGGUGACCUCGUCGGACUUCUCGAUGCUCUUGGUGUGGAUCGAGUUUUUUUGGUUGGGCAUGAUUGGGGUGCUGCUAUGGCUUGGUAUUUUUGUUUGUUGAAACCUGAUCGUGUUAAAGCUUUGGUUAAUAUGAGUGUUGUUUAUCGGUCUAGAAACCCUAGUAGAAAACCUGUUCAAACUAUGAGGGCUAUGAUUGGUGAUGAUUAUUAUAUGUGCAGAUUUCAGAAACCUGGGGAGGCUGAAGAAGAGUUCGCCCGUGCUGGUGCUGCCAGAAUAAUAAAAUCAUUUCUUACGCUGCGUGAUUCACGUCCACUGUGUGUGCCAAAGGAGAUAGGGUUUGGAGGUUCCCCUAACACUCCUAUUACUUUACCUAAAUGGCUGUCUGAAGAAGAUGUCAAUUAUUAUGCUACCAAAUUUGAACAGAAAGGUUUUACUGGUGGGCUAAAUUACUAUCGCGCUCUGGACCUAACCUGGGAAUUGAUGGCACCAUGGACCGGGGAACAGAUCAAAGUACCGGUGAAGUUUAUUGUGGGAGACCAGGACCUUACAUAUAACACACCAGGCGUUAAGGAGUAUAUACAUAAUGGUGGUUUUAAGAGACAGGUACCAUACUUGCAAGAGAUGGUUGUCAUGGAAGGAGUAGCUCACUUUAUAAAUCAGGAAAGACCAGAAGAGAUCAGCGCACACAUAUACGACUUCAUCAAGAAAUUUUAAUCGGCUUCGUUCUUCACGUGAAUGUUGUGUAAAAGAUAUUUAUAAUUCAUAUUUUGGAUUGCACUGUCCCACACGCUUGCAAGAGUGCCAAGUUUGCACAUUUUCUAGUGUCUAGCGCAAUUACUAGUAUUUAUGUCUUGCUUAAUUUGCUUGAAUAUAGACAAGAAACAAACUUGUCUUAACCCUUUUAACUUAAUCUAUAGCUAACUUGCAUUC
This is a messenger RNA of Trifolium pratense (red clover), 1346 nucleotides long. RefSeq names its product epoxide hydrolase A. Lineage: Eukaryota; Viridiplantae; Streptophyta; Magnoliopsida; Fabales; Fabaceae. Gene Ontology annotation, molecular function: hydrolase activity. The transcript is spliced from 3 exons. The record is from RefSeq and is a predicted model, not a curated record. Bases 177 to 1130 code for a protein of 317 amino acids.